AUGUCGGGACAAAGCUCGAAUACUUCAUCGAAGGGAUCUUCUGUGACUCCUGCUUCUGACGGUAAGACUAUAAAUGGCUUAGAGAAGGUCAAGGUGAAGUUGGAAAAAGUCAACGAGAGAGGCAGGAGUAGACCGAAACGUUCUUCCUCCCAAAAUGUCGACUAUGACUUGAAGAAAAGGAAGAUUAUUACGGAGGAUUUAAACCUUGGAAAGAAGAAUGGGGAUCAAUCUGAAGCAGGCAGCACUGGUAAUGGCACACCUACGGGAUCAACAAAUGGACCUGAAUUCAAAGCCGAGGAUAUCAUAGAGUAUAACAGAAAGGGCGAAAUAGUGAAGGUUAAUGAACCCCCAACAAUUGAAACUGUCAACGGUGCUAAUGGCAUACCGUUAAGUCAGUUCCCACCUGAUAAAGUGAAGAAGGAGUACUUAUGGAAUUUCAAAAAAUCUAAUUCGGGUCAGUACUUGCUUUCAGCAGCUGUUGCUGCAAAGUCAUCUAAAGAUAAUGAAGAAAAACCAAAUUUCACCGAAAGAUUCGAACAGCUGCUAUUACAAGCCAAGGCAACCACCGAGAAAGAGAGAGAACUUACAAAACCAAGUCACAUUAGACAUCAAGUGAAAAGCUCUUCCAAAACAGAACAUGUCCUUGUGCCGAAAGGGAUCAAUUUGCACAAUCCGCAUAUAAAAACUAAACUGAAGGAUACUCAUGCAUUUGAUUCCAAAACAAAACUUAUAAGUCAAAAUCCUGUUGGCCAGAUGAAUGACAUUGCUAUGGCUAAAAAGAAAUCAUCAGAUGGCACUACACAAGAGAUUGAGAAUGACGAUUACUGUUCAGCUUGUUUUCAAACUGGGUCCUUUUUGUGCUGCGACACUUGCCCAAAAUCGUUCCACUUUUUAUGCCUAAACCCUCCACUUGACCCUGACCACCUUCCUGAAGGUGAUUGGUCGUGCCCACAAUGUAUGGUAAAACUGAGGUAUGCAAAUAAUACACAAUACCUCAAAGCACAAAAGGCAUAUACAGCACAAAUGCCAAAAGGAAAACGUCUAUUUGGAAAACUCUUAUUUUCAUUACAAGGCACAAAUCCAAGACAGUUCAAUUUACCUAAUUUUAUAAAAGAAACUUUCCAAUCGGUGAAGACUGGCCCAAGAGGACAAUAUAGUGAUGACACUAUUAAAGAACCAUUAAGUGACAAGCCGAUUUUUAACAGUCCUUACGGUCAAAGUAUCACAAAACUAGAUUCAUAUAAUUUGGACAGUCAUAUAGACCAAACCACAGGUAAGAUUCUCACAUGUUAUCGUUGUGGUGUAAGUCGUUUAGGUAGUUGGUCUCAUCCCGAAGAAGCUAGACUACUGAUAAAAUGCGAUUAUUGUAAUACUAGAUGGCACUUAGAUUGUGUUCCAGAAGUACCAAGGGCAUCGCUGAAAAACUUGGGAUCUAAAUGGCAAUGCCCACUACAUUCCGAACCACCAAAUACUACCAAGUUUGAUGAUCAAUCUAAGAUAAAGAAAAGCAGAAAACUUAUCAAGAAUCAAAGGUAUAUGGAACCGUUACAAAGCUGUGGAUAUAGAAAUGAAGGUAAUAUUGAAGUUGCCUUAGAUGAAAUAUCUGCACUUCCUCCCAAGAAUGCAAGAAAUAUCAACGUGGCCUACAAGCCGAUCCCUUUACUUAAUGAGUCUAAUUUUAUACUGGACUUUGAAGAAAAGCUAAGACAGGUAAAGGAAAAUGAGUUUAGGAAGUCAGUUAGUGCUCAAUCGAAAAUAUUAGAGCAGCUUAUGUGUACAUUGAAGAAGGACGAAAAGGAAGACAUAAUGACCUUACUUCAAUUUAGGUUCAAAAAGUCAAAAGAGCUAAAACAAUUGUGGGAUUUCAGCGAAUUGACAUCUAAAUUGAAUGCUAAAAUUCAACCGCAAAAUGAAACUAAGAAUGAAGAUAUUCAGGCUUUACUAGCUUUAAAAAAAAUUAUAGAGUCUAAACCAAAAGAAGAGAUCCUUAGGUUUCUUGAUUUAAGUGAUGAUUAA
Nakaseomyces glabratus is the source of this 2016-nucleotide messenger RNA. RefSeq names its product Rco1p (gene RCO1). Gene Ontology annotation, cellular component: Rpd3S complex. Gene Ontology annotation, biological process: regulation of transcription by RNA polymerase II. Lineage: Eukaryota; Fungi; Ascomycota; Saccharomycetes; Saccharomycetales; Saccharomycetaceae. The record is from RefSeq and is a predicted model, not a curated record.